CUCUCUCUCUCUUCUGUCACCUUCGAAUCAUAUUAUAGCGCAGAAGAAGCCGUGGACGCUAGUUGCUCCUCCUCCUCCUCCUCCUCCUCCUCCAUAACCACCAUUCGAGCUUUUUGUCCUUUGCCUCACUUUCUCUCUCUAUCCCGACCCCCAGCCCGCCUCACUUUCUCUCUCUUCUGCAACGAUCCUUAUCUCGUCGCCAGAAAUUAUUGGCUUCGAUCAUUUAUGUGAUUUUGCCGCGGGGUGGGCGUCGCCAUGUAUAUAACGAGCGCCUCGGCUUCGGCUUCGGCUUCCUCGCUCCUCCGAGCUUCCAGGGCGCGCCUCUGCGGUCCCAUCGCCUCCGCCUCCGCCUCCGCCUCCGCCUCCAGGACCUUGGCCGCCCCGAGCCCGCGCCCCGCGCCCCUGGCCGACCGGUGCCGAUCGCUCAGCUUCUACUCCGCGGUCCGAUCGCUCCGGGGCUCCGUGCCGCGGUGGAGCCACGGCGUCGACUGGAGGUCGCCCCUGAGCCUCCGCCCCCAGAUCAGGGCCGUCGCCCCCGUGAUCGAGCGCCUCCAGCGGAAGUUCGCCACCAUGGCUUCGGAGAAUCCUUUCAAGGAGAUCUUAACUACUCUACCGAAGGCAGGAGGUGGCCAUUUUGGAAAAUUUUACAGCCUUCCUUCUCUAAAUGAUCCGAGGAUAGACAAGUUGCCAUACUCUAUCAGGAUCCUUCUUGAAUCUGCUAUCCGUAAUUGUGACAACUUCCAAGUUAAAAAAGAGGAUGUCGAGAAAAUUAUUGACUGGGAAAAUAGUUCUCCUAAGCAAGUUGAAAUUCCUUUCAAGCCAGCUCGUGUUCUCUUGCAGGAUUUUACCGGCGUGCCUGCGGUCGUGGAUCUAGCUUGCAUGCGUGAUGCCAUGAACAACCUUGGCAGUGAUUCAAAUAAGAUUAAUCCCUUGGUUCCUGUGGACCUGGUGAUUGAUCAUUCGGUCCAAGUUGAUGUUGCAAGGUCAGAAAAUGCUGUCCAGGCAAAUAUGGAGCUUGAAUUCCGGAGAAACAACGAGAGAUUUGCUUUCCUGAAAUGGGGGUCCACUGCUUUUCGCAACAUGCUUGUUGUUCCUCCUGGUUCUGGUAUUGUGCAUCAGGUCAACCUUGAAUAUCUUGGAAGGGUUGUUUUCAACAGUGAUGGCAUGCUUUAUCCUGAUAGCGUUGUUGGAACUGAUUCCCAUACAACCAUGAUUGAUGGGUUAGGAGUUGCUGGUUGGGGAGUUGGAGGUAUCGAGGCUGAGGCAGCAAUGCUUGGCCAGCCCAUGAGCAUGGUGUUGCCUGGUGUUGUUGGGUUCAAAUUAUCUGGGAAGUUGCGUGAUGGUGUCACGGCCACUGACUUGGUCCUAACUGUCACUCAAAUGUUGAGGAAGCAUGGAGUUGUUGGCAAAUUCGUUGAAUUUUAUGGGGAUGGUAUGGGAGAGCUAUCGUUAGCUGACAGGGCUACCAUUGCAAAUAUGUCUCCUGAGUAUGGGGCAACCAUGGGAUUCUUCCCCGUUGACCAUGUAACUCUGCAGUAUCUGAAGUUGACUGGAAGAAGUGAUGAGACUGUGGCAAUGAUAGAAGCUUACCUACGUGCAAAUAAUAUGUUUGUUGAUUAUAAUGAGCCUCAACAAGAACGAGUUUACUCAUCUUAUCUGGAGCUGAAUCUUGUGGAUGUUGAACCUUGUAUUUCAGGACCUAAGAGACCUCAUGAUCGGGUUCCUUUGAAAGUUAUGAAGGCUGAUUGGCAUUCUUGUCUUGAUAAUAAAGUUGGCUUCAAGGGUUUUGCUGUACCCAAAGAAUCACAAGAUAAAGUGGCCAAAUUUUCAUUCCAUGGGCGGCCAGCUGAACUCAAGCAUGGGAGUGUUGUGAUUGCUGCCAUUACUAGCUGCACCAACACAUCGAAUCCCAGCGUCAUGCUUGGAGCUGCUCUAGUAGCGAAAAAGGCUUGUGAACUUGGAUUACAGGUCAAGCCAUGGAUCAAAACAAGUCUUGCACCUGGCUCCGGUGUUGUUACUAAGUAUCUACUUAAGAGUGGGCUGCAGAAGUACUUAAAUCAGCAAGGAUUCAACAUUGUUGGAUAUGGAUGUACUACUUGUAUUGGAAAUUCUGGGGACUUGGAUGAAUCAGUUGGCUCUGCCAUCUCAGAAAAUGAUAUCAUUGCUGCUGCCGUGCUCUCUGGAAAUCGGAACUUUGAAGGGCGUGUUCACCCGUUGACUAGAGCUAAUUAUCUAGCUUCACCUCCUUUAGUAGUUGCCUAUGCUCUUGCUGGCACGGUUGAUAUUGACUUCGACAAAGAGCCAAUUGGAACAGGGAAGGAUGGUAAGAGUGUUUUCUUCAGAGAUAUCUGGCCAUCAACAGAGGAAAUUGCACAGGUUGUCCAAUCAAGUGUUCUGCCGGAAAUGUUCAAAAGCACUUAUGAAGCUAUCACAAAGGGCAAUCCCAUGUGGAACCAGCUCUCUGUUCCUGCUACGACCAUGUACAAAUGGGACCCCAACUCUACCUACAUUCAUGAGCCUCCGUACUUUAAGGGCAUGACCAUGGAUCCUCCUGGAGCCCAUGGAGUGAAAGAGGCAUACUGCUUGCUGAACUUUGGUGAUAGUAUUACGACUGACCAUAUAUCCCCAGCAGGAAGCAUCCAGAAGGACAGUCCUGCAGCUAAAUAUCUACUUGAGCGUGGGGUGGACCGCAAAGACUUCAACUCAUAUGGAAGUCGACGUGGAAACGACGAAGUGAUGGCAAGGGGAACUUUUGCCAAUAUUCGUAUUGUUAAUAAGCUUUUAAAUGGCGAAGUGGGUCCCAAGACAGUUCACAUCCCUACAGGAGAGAAGCUUUAUGUGUUUGACGCAGCAAUGAAAUACAAAGCUGCUGGACAUGAUACUAUUGUUCUGGCUGGAGCAGAGUACGGUAGUGGAAGCUCCCGAGAUUGGGCAGCCAAAGGGCCCAUGCUACUGGGAGUCAAAGCAGUGAUUGCAAAAAGUUUCGAGAGAAUUCACCGGAGUAAUUUGGUGGGUAUGGGUAUCAUUCCACUCUGCUUCAAAGCUGGUGAGGACGCAGACACAUUAGGAUUGACUGGUCACGAGCGUUACACUAUUGACCUCCCGAGCAAUAUUGCUGAGAUUAGGCCUGGCCAAGACGUGACUGUCACAACUGACACGGGCAAAUCCUUUACCUGUGUUGCCCGCUUCGAUACUGAGGUUGAGCUGGCGUAUUUCAACCAUGGAGGAAUCCUCCCGUACGUCAUUAGGAAUCUUACUAGCCAAUAAAGUCAGAAUUGUUGGCAGGCAGCUUGCUCCGGCAUGGGAGCCGUUUCACUUUGUAAAAUCUGAGAGGAAAAUAAUGUCUCGAAUACAAAGAAACAUCCCUAUCAUGGGACAAGUUUUUGAGAACUUCCGCACAUGCAGGCUUAUUUGAUCUGCAUUUGGAGUUAGAAUUGCGUUUCUCUUUUCAA
This is a messenger RNA of Syzygium oleosum, 3452 nucleotides long. Its product is annotated as aconitate hydratase, cytoplasmic. Gene Ontology annotation, biological process: citrate metabolic process; tricarboxylic acid cycle. The record is from RefSeq and is a predicted model, not a curated record. Gene Ontology annotation, cellular component: cytosol; mitochondrion. Bases 256 to 3267 code for a protein of 1003 amino acids. The transcript is spliced from 20 exons. Lineage: Eukaryota; Viridiplantae; Streptophyta; Magnoliopsida; Myrtales; Myrtaceae. Gene Ontology annotation, molecular function: aconitate hydratase activity; 4 iron, 4 sulfur cluster binding.